Molecule: messenger RNA, 162 nt
Organism: Ilex paraguariensis (yerba mate)
Lineage: Eukaryota; Viridiplantae; Streptophyta; Magnoliopsida; Aquifoliales; Aquifoliaceae
Source: the annotation of a GenBank genome assembly
AUGAUUGUGGUCCUAGUUAUUCCACUUGUUGCCCAUUCUAAGCGACCAAUGAAUGAUUUGGGUGCUGAUAUUGGAGUUGAUGGGGUCUCGGGAACAGCCAAUGGUAACCAACCUGUGCAAGAAAGCAAUGUUAAUAGGAGUUAUGACAGGAGAGAGGAUCUC